CAAGCUUCCAGCCUCCAGUGUCCCUCUUCAUCUGCCGCCCUUGGGUUUCCAGCAACCUGGCUCUCCAGGCGGAGGAAAGACACGCUUUACUGGCCUCCUUUUCCCAACGCGUGUGUGUGGGGACACAACUUUUCGGAAGCAACCGAUCCAUCUGCAAAAGUUGCAUCAGAGGAGGUUCCAGGAGCGAGAGGAUCUAAGAUGUUCAGGACGUUGUUUCAGCAAUGGAGCUUCGCAGUCUUUCUGCUGAGUUAUUCCGUCCCCACCGCCGGUAGACCCGUGGAGGGAAUCAGCCGCAGAUUCAAAAGAGCCGUCUCAGAACAUCAGCUUCUCCAUGACAAGGGGAAGUCCAUUCAAGACCUGCGACGAAGAAUUUUUCUUCAGAAUCUGAUCGAAGGCGUCAACACCGCGGAGAUUCGAGCUACUUCAGAGGUCUCCCCCAACCCGAAGCCCGCCACCAAUACCAAGAACUACCCUGUCCGAUUUGGGAAUGAGGAAGAGGGCAAAUGCCUGACUCAGGAGACAAACAAAGCCCAGACCUACAAAGACCAGCCCUUGAAGACGCCGGGGAAGAAGAAGAAAAACAAGCCCGGGAAACGCAAGGAACAGGAGAAGAAAAAGCGGCGAACUAGAUCGGCCUGGUUAAGUUCCAGAGUCGCUGGUAGUGGGGUGGAAGGCGUUCCUCUGUCGGACAUCUUGGGGAGUGUGCGAGACCACAACUCAAGGAGGCACUGACAUUUCAGCCGACAUCUUCCGUAAACACGUUGCAGUAUUCUGUAAUAGUGAACAGAUGGAAAGUAUUAGAAAUAUUUAUUGUCUGUAAAUAGUGUAAAUCCUUUGGAAUAAACCUUCUCCCUCAUCGCUCUAGGAAACUGCACAUUGGUCAUUGUGAAUAUUUUUUUUUUUGCCAAGGCUAAGCCAAUUAUUAUUAUCACAUCUACUAUAAUUUAUUUUGUUGAAUGAUGUAUUUAUUUUGUAAAUGUAUCUUGGUGCUGCUGACUUUCUAUAUUUUUUGUAACAUUAUGCACUUUAGAUAUACAUAUCAAGUACGUCGAUAACUGACAAUAAAGUGUCCUUAUUUUGUGGAUGAUUUUAAUAAAUGCAUAAGUACAAUUUUCAAACUGAUUUUCCUCUGCAUGUAAAAA
Molecule: messenger RNA, 1142 nt
Organism: Tachyglossus aculeatus (Australian echidna)
Lineage: Eukaryota; Metazoa; Chordata; Mammalia; Monotremata; Tachyglossidae
Gene: PTHLH
Product: parathyroid hormone like hormone
Exons: 4
Coding region: 199-732 (177 amino acids)
Biological process (GO): osteoblast development; bone mineralization; regulation of chondrocyte differentiation
Cellular component (GO): extracellular region
Molecular function (GO): peptide hormone receptor binding; hormone activity
Source: RefSeq, a predicted model, not a curated record